Messenger RNA from Aspergillus ruber CBS 135680, 765 nucleotides. RefSeq lists its product as uncharacterized. Bases 178 to 600 code for a protein of 140 amino acids. NCBI's taxonomy places the organism in Eukaryota, Fungi, Ascomycota, Eurotiomycetes, Eurotiales, Aspergillaceae. The record is from RefSeq and is a predicted model, not a curated record. The transcript is spliced from 3 exons.
CAACUUCUUAUAGAGAUGGAGUCUGCUGACAUAACUUCACUAUAUACGGACCAAACUUACGCGAAAGUAUGGACUGCCUACCAAGCCGAGAGAGCGGUUUCCCGUGACAGCUAAAGAUAUUGGCUACCUUCUUCGCCAUCUAUUCGAGAUUGAUGACCACGAUUUUUACAUGAACGAAUGAGAGUUCAGAUAGGCUCCGCACUGUCUUUGUUCGCUGGCUCAGGGGCGCGGGCAGGUGCAGUUGUUGAAUCAAGCUCUUAUCGUAAUAUAAAUGAGUGUCUUUAUUAUAAGCACCUUACCUUCAAUCUAAAAUGGAGCGAGAAUGGCUCAAUCGAGCGAUGGGUAGUAAUAGAUUCUGAAUUCCUUAAAGGUAGCGUUACCGAGACGAUACUAAGUUGCCGAGGACCUGGUUCCGGGAGCAUCCUGUGCUUGGGAUGGACUUUGUCUUCUGGGUUUUUGUUCAUGGAAUUGCAGAUGGCGCAUUUAAGGGUAUCUCCUCUGUUGAUGAGCUCUUGUAGAAACGGCCUCCGCCAGGGAGAGAACCUUUCACGCUUGAGUGGACAGAUCGCGCCCAGACACUUCCUUUUUUCCGCAUGGUAACAUCACAGGGACCUGAAGAAAAGAGAGGAUUGACAUUCUCUUCACUCCAUCAUAAUUUCACAAGCCCAGCUGAACGAGACGGGUUUAAAGACCGCCUUCGAGUCCACGGAAUCAGAGCGGGAGUAGCAAAUAAAAUUGACCGUAUAACUCCCCAUCUCCCACAUU